Messenger RNA from Dichomitus squalens LYAD-421 SS1, 309 nucleotides. RefSeq lists its product as uncharacterized. The record is from RefSeq and is a predicted model, not a curated record. The coding region runs from base 1 to 309 and encodes 102 amino acids. Lineage: Eukaryota; Fungi; Basidiomycota; Agaricomycetes; Polyporales; Polyporaceae. The transcript has a single exon.
AUGACGGCGCACCCUCAGUCACUGCGUCAGCCUCUUGUCACUGUUCUGUUCCAGCCGCGUGUCACACCCGCCGCUCACCUCAGCACUCCGGCGGACCCCAGAGGCCCCGACGUCCCUGCGCCUCUCGGUGCCGAAUCCAAGAGAUCCGAUCUUCUCACGCCCCCGUCUACCUUCCAGACUCGCUCGUCCGCGGGCCUCUUGGGCGCGCUCUCUGGGUCGCACAGCGGAGAGCAAGUGCAAGGCGUCGUGAACGGCAGCAAGAACAGCAACAGCUCCCCCCCGCCUUUUGCGACCCUCGCUCUUCUGUAA